AGAUGGAACGCCUAAAGGGUUCGUGGGAAUGGGUCAAGAAUCGCUUGCCCAAUCCCUUCAAGCGUGACACAUAUAUGCUGGGGUUAACCAUACUGGGCUCUAUUAUGAUAUACCCUGCUGGCGUAUUGUCGUAUACAGAUGCUCUCUUCUUCUCUGCAGGUGCAGCUACCCAGAGUGGUCUUAACACGCAAGUUGUGCUUUACUUUAUGGCCUGCCUCGCGAAUCCAAUUUUCAUCAACACAUGUGUCGUCUUUAUCCGUCUUUACUGGUUUGAGCAACGGUUCGACCACAUUGUUAAGGAAGCCCGAAAUCAGCGCCGCACUCGAACAAGGUCACGGACUGUCAGUGAAUCUCGAGAAGACCCAGAUCUAGGACGUGUCGAGAUGGGAGUCAACGGCCGUAAAAUCACAGUUCUGCACCACACCACAAAACCGAAUGGUAUGAGCGCCAGAAGUGCUAACGCCAAAGUCCAUGGUAUGGACGAAAAGGAACGUCUGGAGCAUCUUGCUGGAAGUUUGAACGACACCCAUGGCAGCACGUCAGAAAGUGCCGAAUCAAGCGAGAAACGAGAGCCAAGGUUCGGCGACGGUGACGAAACAAAUUCUACGAACGGAGACGAAGAAGUGGCCCCAGACGUGACAGCGACUCGAAAUGAGAGUGAGGACUCAAGGGGUGAGACAGACGAGGAAGCUGAUGAGACACCUGCCGAACAAACCUGGCUGGGACGAAACCCAUCUCUGAAACGAGAAAUUACCUUUGCAGACCAAGUCAGACCUUCCGAACACAGACGACAAGCUUCGAAUCUCCAAGCUGUACCGGAAAGACCCAAGCCAGUCCGCCUAGAAACAGAACACCAUAUUGCAUUCCUGGAGAGGCAACGAAACAUCAAAGAUCAACAGACUUUGCGCAUUCCUAACCCUAGAGAGUUUGAUCGAGGUGAUCAGCCUCACGAAGUCGACUCUGAUGAAGAAAUUGAUGGCCUCAACCGCCAAAUGACCAGGAACACUCUCCCAUCAUCACCCCGUCUCCGCGGCCGCUCGUCGUCUGACGCUCCGUCAGGUCAGCUAAACGGCGACGACCAUCCAGUCAGGCGAGGCAUCAUCAUCGAUGAACCAGAACGCCCACGACGCGACCGUCAACCGUCGCCAUCAUCGAGCACUGGACGCUCACAUCGCUUUAACAUACUCGCACCUCUUCGCAAUUUUCGUAGCAGACAGCGCGGAGAGAGCACUACGUUUGGUCGUUCUUUGAGCGGCUUCACCAAUAGGACCUUCAGUUUCACGAAGAGCCAGGACCGUGACAUGCAGGAUCCUAUGCCAUAUCUAAGUUGGCAACCGACGAUUGGCCGUAACUCUCAGUUUGUGGAUCUUAGCGAGGCACAGCGAGAAGAGCUAGGUGGCAUCGAAUAUAGGGCACUCAAGACGCUGGCACUGGUGCUCGUGUGCUACUUUGUCGGAUUUCAUCUUCUCGGUGUCGUUGUCUUCGUUCCCUGGAUCCUUGAGAGNCAAAAGUACGGCAAUGUCGUUACCUCGGAUGGCCAAAGCAGGACGUGGUGGGGCAUCUUCACACCUGCGUCCAUGUUCAACGAUCUUGGCUUCACGCUCACUCCGGACAGCAUGAUAUCCUUCCAGACAUCUACCAUGCCCCUCUUGUUUGGAUCUUUCCUGAUCAUCAUCGGUAAUACUGGCUUCCCAUGCAUGCUCCGUUUCGUCAUCUGGCUCGUCUCAAAGCUCGUUCCUCAUGGCAGCGGAAUCUGGGAAGAGCUUCGCUUNUUGCUCGAUCAUCCUCGUCGCUGUUUCACGCUCCUGUUUCCGUCAAAGGCCAAUUGGUGGCUUUUUGGAGUCCUUGUAGGUCUCAACGCGAUCGACCUGAUCUUCUUCAUCAUCCUGGACAUUAAUGACACAACGGUCACUUCUCUGGCUCCAGGAUAUCGAGUAUUGAAUGGCUGGUUCCAGGCUGCUUCUACUCGUACAGCUGGAUUCGCUUCCGUCAACAUCGCGGAUCUUCACCCAGCCAUUCAGGUGUCCUAUCUGAUCAUGAUGUAUAUUUCCGUCUUCCCUGUUGCUAUCUCAGUACGCAGAACCAACGUGUACGAAGAAAAGUCUCUUGGUAUUUUUGCCGGCGAGGAAGAAGAGGACGAGGAGAAUCGCAGCUACGUUGGUCAACAUUUGCGUCGACAGCUGAGUUUCGACUUGUGGUACAUUUUCUUGGGCUUCUUCAUCAUUACCAUUGUCGAAGGUCAUCGCCUGGAGGACACCAACGCCUACGCUUUCACCAUGUUCGCCGUCCUUUUCGAGAUCGUGUCUGCAUAUGGUACCGUUGGUCUUUCUCUUGGAUAUCCAACCAUCAACGCCUCGUUCAGCGCCGAAUUUGCGACAUUGAGCAAACUUAUCAUCAUUGCUAUGAUGGUUCGUGGCCGGCAUCGUGGUCUGCCAUAUGCUCUGGAUCGUGCCAUCUUGUUGCCUUCAGAAAACCUCCACAAGAACGAAGCAGAGGGUACGACAACUGCCCGUAGUAGCGGAGAUGAGGCCCGUCCCUAUUCACGCGCUUCGUCCAACAGAGACAGUAAUGUACCUCCUGAAGCCAGUGGUGCCUCUCUGGACUUCAGCCCCACUGGCUUGAGACAGAUGCGUCGUGGUAGCCAGGUCAGCACUAGAUCCGCUGCAACUAGAAGUCAAGCUCCCACACGACGCAUGUCCAAGAUCUUGAUGAGCGGGUUGAGUGCUGGGCCAACGAUGGGCAGGAAAUAUGAC
Messenger RNA from Aureobasidium musti, 2753 nucleotides. The record is from the annotation of a GenBank genome assembly. NCBI's taxonomy places the organism in Eukaryota, Fungi, Ascomycota, Dothideomycetes, Dothideales, Saccotheciaceae.